CCCACGUGUCGUGCCCAGAUGAUCAGUUAGUGACCGCAAUAUCACAAAAGUAUUUCCGAACAAAAUUAUCAUAAAGCGUUCAUCGUCAUUUCUGCACAAUCAAUAACAAAUUUCCGAAGAUUAUCGAUAUCUGCGAAAAGCCUCGUGUCGUGAUAUCGGUGAGACCGGAGCGCGCGUGAAUUUUGAGGUUAUGAAUGAUCAUUGUUGAGUUACGAUCAUCACGAUCUCUCAAAGUGAAAUAGUGAAUAGUGAGAACAAGUGAAUGAUCCGCGAAAAUGGCUCUGUUUCGGUUUCGACCCCUUCGUUUAUUCCUCGCGCGGUUCUCGACCAUGGAAGUACCCCCGGAGGUGGCGGUCAAGCGGAAGCUCCCGUCGCAGACGAGGAAUCACCCGGACUUGCUCCUGAUGAAGUGCCUGGAGAGUAACAACAAACUGGACAAAGAUAUGUGGGAGAGGAUUCGGGAGGAGAUGCUGACCACGAAGACGCUCCACGUGAAUCCUGUGAACAUUGACGCAGUUAUUUUGGACACUUGCAGCGCCCUGGAUUACCACGCGACCGCCCUGGACUACUGCGAUUACCUGAAGUCACAGGAUUACAAAUUCAAUUUGGCUACGACAGCGAAAUACUUUAAGCUGCUGACAAGUAGAGAGGAGCCGAUGAGUGAAAAGGAGAAGGAGGACGUGAUUCAGCUGUACGAGGCAAUCAGGAAGGACUAUCCCCUGUUGGACGUAAUGACAGCGGAGGCAUGUAUCACGGGCCUCUCGAAGACGAAUAAGUGGAAGGAGUCCCUGGAGCUGCUGAAGAUGAUCGAGGAGUCUGCGAAACCCACCGGGGAGGCCUUAAGAGCCAUCGUCUGCGCGGCUUUCGAGAAUAAUGAGCCUGAUCUUGCCUGGAAGUUGGUCAACAGAAUUGGGCCGGCUAUACCCCCCAAGAGGAGCGUUUACAGAAGCUUUUUGGAGUAUGCUACGAGGGUGUCGAGGAGUGCUGAGGAACUUGAGGGCCAUAUGGGGACAUUGUUCGAGACACUCGCUCGGUGGGACUUCUACCCCUGGUUGGAGGUGCUUGAGGAGAUUGGCGGGGCUUUCGGGAAGUAUGGGUGGACUGGACAGCAGACCUCGAUCAGUACGAACGGGGUAUGCGCAAGCUGCGGUCAUACGCUGUCACAACUGGAGGUGAAUAAAGAAGAUUUCGAGCAUUUAUCAAACUCUUUCAUCUCUAGAGCCAUUAUUGGCAAGGAUGUUUAUGAUAAAACUAAUCCGAUGGAACUCGCAAGGUUUAAAGAAUUCAUUGAAAAGGCUCAGCCUUAUGAUGUUGUCAUUGAUGGCCUCAAUGUGGAGUACACCCUCUGGAAUAAUCAUACGUGGUUGGGCUCGGGAGAGAAGUUGGCACAGGUAGUGAGACUCUUCAAGGAACAGGGAAAGAAGAUUGUUGUGCUGGGUCGAAAACACAUGUUGAAGUGGAAACCUGAAUACAUGAAGGAUAUCCAGAAUAAUGCGCGUUUAUUUGUUGCCCACAAUACUUCUGAGGACGACCCAUACCUGCUUUAUGCAGCCCUGAGUGGUGGCUUGAAGACGUACCUAGUCUCCAACGAUCUGAUGCGACAGCACAAGUUCAUUCUGUCAGAUCGCGCCCUACAAAAAACCUUCAAAUUCUGGCUCCUGACUCAUCAGAUUCAUCCCACGAUAAAUGGUUACACGAGGAAUAAGACUAUAUUCUUGGUUUACCCGCCUACUUAUCUCCCUGUUGCGCAGAAGGACGACAAUGGAUGGCAUAUUCCCUGCAUGGACAACCAUUUACCCGCACAGUCUGAGGCUUAUGACCUCUCCCAGCCGUGGUACUGCCUCAGGAAGCGUAAAGUGGUGGUGAAGAAGGAGCCGAAAGUUGAGCCAUUGAGAACUUAUGCCAAGAGAUAAAUAAAUCAUUGUUACUAGAGUUGUGUA
Molecule: messenger RNA, 1940 nt
Organism: Diachasma alloeum
Lineage: Eukaryota; Metazoa; Arthropoda; Insecta; Hymenoptera; Braconidae
Gene: mldr
Product: mitochondrial ribonuclease P catalytic subunit
Exons: 5
Coding region: 276-1913 (545 amino acids)
Biological process (GO): tRNA 5'-leader removal; mitochondrial tRNA 5'-end processing
Cellular component (GO): mitochondrial ribonuclease P complex; mitochondrion
Molecular function (GO): ribonuclease P activity; protein binding
Source: RefSeq, a predicted model, not a curated record